This is a messenger RNA of Scylla paramamosain (green mud crab), 4699 nucleotides long. It is a transcript of the gene Scamp, whose product is annotated as secretory carrier-associated membrane protein 1-like. Gene Ontology annotation, biological process: protein transport. The coding region runs from base 97 to 1197 and encodes 366 amino acids. The transcript has 10 exons. The record is from RefSeq and is a predicted model, not a curated record. Gene Ontology annotation, cellular component: recycling endosome membrane; trans-Golgi network membrane. NCBI's taxonomy places the organism in Eukaryota, Metazoa, Arthropoda, Malacostraca, Decapoda, Portunidae.
GUUGCAGGAAGAGAGGGAGGGUAGAAGGAGUGAGGCUCGUGGUGGCAACAGUGAGCGGCCACAACAGAUCGAAAAGAGCCUGUGGAUGUCUCCUUUAUGACACACAAUUCAAGCACAAUGUCAAACUUCGACGACAACCCCUUCGCAGACCCUUUCUCGGAACCUUCCAUCCAGCAAGCCACUCGCAACACAACAAGUGGCUUGGAGGAGUAUGACCCAUUCAGUGGCAAGCCACCUACCCAAAAUGUUCCAACCACACAGAUUGGCAAUGCAGGAAAUCCUCCCACCUAUGUGCAGCCGACAGUGGGUGUGACCAAUCAGCCUGCGGUAGUCAACCCCACACCCACACCUGCGAACCCACCUGCCUACACACCCUCUGCCCAACAGCAGGUCACCACAGCUGAGUUUCAGAGACGGCAGGAAGAACUUGAGAAGAAAGCUGAAGAAUUGGCCCGGAAGGAAGAAGAGCUGAAGAAUGCUGGAGCUGGAGCAGCGCGACAAGAUAACUGGCCACCAUUGCCAUCUUUUUGCCCUGUGGGACCCUGCUUCUACCAAGACAUCAAUGUUGAUAUUCCUUUGGAGUUCCAGAAAAUAGUCCGCAUGCUCUACUAUCUGUGGAUGUUUCAUGUGCUGAUGCUGAUGUUGAACAUACUUGGGGGACUGGGCAUGUUCAUUGCCCUAGCGGAUGGUGCAACAUUUGGCCUGGCCAUAGUUUACUUUGCCCUCUUCACACCAUUCUCAUAUGUCUGCUGGUUCAGGCCAAUCUAUAAGGCAUUCAGGAGUGACAGUUCCUUCAACUUCAUGGUGUUUUUCUUUGUCUUCUCCUUCCAACUGAUCGUGAGCAUAAUUAAUGCCAUUGGAAUUCCUUCUAUGGGAAGCUGCGGCUUCAUCCUGGGACUAUCCACUUUGGCCACCGACAAUGCCCCAGCCAAUUAUAUAGUUGGGAUCAUUGUGUUCAUGAUCGCUCUGGGUUUUGCAACAGUGGCUGCUAUUGAUGCCAUCCUCCUCAUUAAGGUCCAUCGCAUCUACCGCAGUACAGGAGCCAGCUUUGCUAAGGCCCAGGCUGAAUUUUCCCAAGGCGUGAUGAGGAAUGAACACGUGCAGACUGCCACAGCCAAUGCAGCGUCAGCAGUUAUACGUAAUCAGAUGAACCAGGCCACAUCAGGAGGCGCUAACUCUGCCAGUCCUCGCUUCUAAAGUGCAGGUGUGUCCUGGAGGACAGAGGAGCACAAGAGAGCUGAGGAGCAACUGGUAUUCUGUGCUGGGGCUUGAACCUUUCCUUGAGAGACAUGCUCUACUCAUCACUCUUUCUGGUCUUUUUUUUUUUUUUUUUUAUGCAUUUGGGCAUUGAGUUCAUAACUGAUUUUUAUUAAUAAUCUGCAGUUUUUUUUUCCACUGAUACUUUCCUUCCAUGUACAAGAAAGCCAGACUAGUGAAGGAAUAUGAUUAACUGCCUUGUUGCAGAUAAUGGCUGUUUUCAUGUACAUACAGUAUAUACUAAAAUUGUGAAUGAGGGAAGUGUAUGUGAAAUCUGCAGUAUCUUGAAGUAUCUUUUGAUGUCACCAAGACUAAUUUCAAAUAUGAUGAAAAUCUGCAAGGCAGUGUUCACUAUGUACCCAACUUUUAAUGCUUGUUUUUGCUUGCUUGCAUAUGGUCUUCAUUAUUUUCAGUUAAGUGAUAGUGGAUGAAAAUCAUGUGAGAGCUUUAGUAAUUUAUUUUUAUACUUUGCAAAGUGUUUAACAUUGAUUCUUAUAAUACUUGUGUCAAAUUUAAGUGGUGUAUGAUAGUUUUGAAUUAUUUAGCCUUAUCAUGGGUAAUUAUUGUAUAUUGUAAGUGAUAUAUACUGCAGUUCAACAAUGAUAAUAAAAAAAAAACAUGUAAUGAUAAUAGAUAGAUCCAUAAUAUGGGAUGCUAACAAUGAUAAUGUAGCUGCUGAUGGCUGUGAGUGGAUGAUUUCUGGCUAUUAUGAGUGGAAAUGCAUGAGGUUCCAAGUCCUAAACUACCUGAGAGAUAGUGCCAUGUGAUGAGCCCAGAAGUCAAGUGCUGUGCGUAUCUCACCUUCUUCACAAUUUUAUUUCCAUCAGCUUGGGAGACAUAGUUUUGUACAGAUCAGUAUGCCCUCACAUUUGUUGACAUACAUGACUGCUGGGACACAUGAGGCCAUAAUUAGCUUCUCCCAGGUCCAAACCUUGUAUAUCAUUACUUUUUAUGAUAUGCAAGAGAUAGAUGAGUUGUAUAGAUCCCAUUUAUCCUCUCAUACUAGUCUACCACUAAGGUUUAUCAAGGGCAUCUUGUAUUAUGAGUUUAGAAGACUGUGGUUUAACUCUCUCUCUCUCUCUCUCUCUCUCUCUCUCUCUCUCUCUCUCUCUCUCUCUCUCUCUCUCUCUCUCUCUCUCUCUCUCUCUCUCUCUCUCUCUCUCUCUCUCUCUCUCUCUCUCUCUCUGUAUUAUGAGUUUAGAAGACUGUGGUUUAACUCUCUCUCUCUCUCUCUCUCUCUUGUUUUCCUUUUAAAUGAGGAUUUGUUGUCAACCAAGGUAGAUUAUAUUUACGUUUUUCACAACUUAAUCAUGUACACAGCUUCAGAUUGCAGUUCCUGUUGGCUUGGAAGCAGGUGAAUUUGUGGUUCAUUUUAGCUCAUAAUUGACAGAUUCUUCUGACUCUAUUUUAAUCAGAGUAUUUGGCCUUAAUGUAUGUACUUAAGAGGUUGUCAUCACAUUGUCCCUUUGACCAUACUUGUCACUACAUAGGGUAAGUUAGAUAAAAUAGAAGUAUGCAGGUAUGAUUGGGAGAGAGAUUCAUGGUAAGAGAAAAAUGAUAUUGAAUUUAAAUAGUUUUAAUCAAAUUAUUGGAUAUGAUUAUCAUUUUCAAAAUGUUGCAUCGAAAAGAAUAAUAAAUAAAAGCUGGGGAGGAUAAAUAUAUGAAGAGAAAAUUCACAUAAUACUUUUGCAAAAUAUAUAAUCCUUGGACCAUUUAUAUUUAGUACAAUUGCCAAGAUUGUCUGAAGGCAUACAAUUAUGAUUUUGAUUUAUUUCUUAUCUGAAAAAUAUAAGCCAGAUUACAAACUGGAUUUGCAUGAUAUGAUAGUUGUGUCAUUGCUUGAUUACGAACUAAAAAACACGAAUUUUGAGUGUUCUGAGUGAAGGUAUAGAAUAAAGAUGAUUUAUACUAGAAAACUGAGCACUUCAAGUUUUAUGAUAAUGCUGCUACAUAGAUAAAGUAUGGCCCCAUUCCAUUUUGUGCAAAUAUGUCAAAAACUAGUGUUUCUAAGAUGCUAUGUAUUUCUUGCAUGUUUGUACAGAAGCACAUUUUGGGAAUGAGAUGAAAAUUGUUUAAAAUUUAACAUGUAUAAGGAUGAAAGUUUUGGAGUAAACAUGGAUAUAAACAGACCUGAUGGCAGUGAUUACUUUGGAGUAAUAGCCCUAGGAAUUAUUGGUGUUGCUUACUCUGCAGCCUCCUCAUAAGAAUUGUUGAUGCUUGAGGAAAGAUUGAAUUUCAAGUGGAAAGACAGUUGCCAGUUUUAAGAUAUGGAGGUUGUGGUGUGGAAAUGUUCUUGCAGCAUAUGAUUAUCCUUUGCUCAUGAAAUACUUUAUCAUUACUUGCAUGCCAUUAUGUGAAGUAGCAUUUAUUUUUAUACACGUGUUCUGCCCCAACACUAACAUGCAGAAAGGAAGUGCCUGUGUUGACUUGUAGUUGUCCUUUGUUCUGUGGCAACCUUGUGCAUGAUAGUGUUUCUUAAUGAGGCACUUUUGUUAUUGGAAAAUAAUUAUUGUGAUAUAAUUUAUAUGAAAUAUUAACAUUAAUUCUCCAGGAAAUUUACUUUUGUAUUGCCUAUUCAUUGAUUUUUUUUUUUUCUCUACUUUAUCAUCUCAUAAGUGGUCCGUAUGACUUGAUCAGAAUGUUCAUUCCUCACUCAACAGAAUCUGUGAAUGGAAGGACCAUGAACUUUAAAAACUAAACUUCAUGAUGAAGGAAAGCAGUAUGUAGAAAAGUUUAGAAAUUGAGGCUUCACUGGUAAUGGAUGCUUGUGUGAGCAUAGUAAUUGCAGCAGUUUGCCCUAGUAAUGUACAUAUUGCAGUGUUCAUGGAGCUAUUUUCCAGAAUAGAUCUACUGCUGAUAACUUACAAAUAAAUUUUGCUACUGUAUAUGUUUUUUUUUUUUCUCUCUCUCUCUCUCUCUCUCUCUCUCUCUCUCUCUCUCUCUCUCUCUCUCUCUCUCUCUCUCUCUCUCUCUCUCUCUCUCUCUCUCUCUCUCUCUCUCUCUCUCUCUCUGAGUUAAUGAGUUCAAGGAGUCACUUAGUAACUACAAGAGUGAUUCUCAUGAAAGCUCUUGAGUAAUAUUGAAAUCAUAUUUGUAGGGACUGACUUUCUCAUUUAGCUUUAGGUUAACAUAUGCUUUAUAUUUAUAAAUCCAAGUCCAACUUUGAUUUACUGUUUACAAGUACCAUAAUUCAAUUUAGAAUCACACUAUUGCAUGAUGACUGUGUCUUACAAAAAAAAAAAAAAAGGAAAAAAAUCUGUAACAUGUUAAACUAAAAUCAGAGCAAAGACAUGGUGAUGAUGAGGAUGGAAUAAGGUGUAGUUUACUAAGUCGGUGGUUCUUGUAUCUUUCAGUCCAGGGUGUAUUUGUCCACUUCUAGACAUCAGUUUGGAAUAUGGACGAAAUCAUAUAAAUAUAUAUACAUAUGUAUAUUGUAAGUGUG